AUGGGUGUUAAUAAAACAUACAUUAGCAUCGGUUAUGCGUCGUUUGGUAUGCUCAUGGGGUUCUCUGCAUUCCUGGUGUGGAACAUCGCGUUCAAGCAGCCGUGGACCGCAGCCAUGGGAGGGCUAUCAGGCGUGCUGGCGCUCUGGACCUUGAUCACCCACAUAAUGUACCUCCAGGAUUACUGGCGGACCUGGUUAAAGGGCCUCAAGUUCUUCUUCUGCAUCGGAGUUUUCUUCUCCCUGUUGGCAGUAGUCGCCUUCUUUACCUUCCUGUCCAUUGCUAUCAACACCAAAGCAAAACUGACUGAUCCCAGCAGUCUGUACCUGUCCUGUGUGUGGAGUUUCAUGAGCCUGAAGUGGUCGUUCCUGCUCGCCCUGUCCGCUCACCGCUACCGCAAAGAGUUCGCAGACAUCAGCAUCCUCAGUGACUUCUAAGUGCACCAUCAUGUCCCACAGUGACUACACAGACUCUUCAGUACACUCAUUACACAGGCGUCUGACCUGAGAGUGUCACAGUGUGUGAGGGAUGGAAGAGGACGAAGGGAAAUCAACAGAGACUUUAAAAAUGUCUUGCGUCGUGGAUGAUCAUCCCAAUACCCCCGUACUUUCUUGGCCAGUGUUUCUCCUCGGUGCUCCUGACUUUGUCACUUCACAGACAAACAUCCAGGCCUGUUUUUAUGACAGAUUUCAGUCGUACAUUUUCACUUCUUUAGCAUCCUGCUUAGUCAUGCAUCUGCACAACUUCACCAUGAGAGAAAAAUCCCACAGUACAAGUAAUCCUAGAAUUACUCCAUGAAUAGAAUAGCUGUUUCCUCAGUGGUAGUUAUGUUGCAGUUUCACUCUGUGUCCACUAGAGGGUGUCACUCUUCCAACAAUGAUACUCAGUGUUCAGUAUACGUUUUUGACAACCCGACUUUGUGGUAUUACAUCUGUUUUCUCUAUUUGUAUCUCUUUCAACAAAUGUUGCAUAGCCUUACAACACAUAAAUGUUUUCUGUCUCUAUCACAAGUUGCACAUACUGAAAAAAAAAAAUCUAUCAACUGGCAAUGAACUCCAACAUUGUUUCACGUUUUCCAGGGUCUUGCACAGGCCUGCAGCAUCAACGGGAAUGCUUUCAUGUGCAAUUGAAAAGAAGCACCACAUGUUCUUGCUCAGUGUAUUUUUCAACACAUAACGGGCAUUUUAAAUGAAAUGAAUGAUUUUUUUUUUGUAAUGUUUUUACCAAUGACAACUGUGAUAAGUGUGAAAAAGGUUAAAAAAUAUCUCGGUAUCGGCUUUAAAUUGCAGCAGCAGUGAGCUCACCAAUGCAUCUCGAAGUCGUCAUGUUCUUAUGAUGUCCUCGUUCAAACCAGUAACGCCAUUUAUAUCAUUUCUUACUGAGAUUAUUUUGCUUUGAAUCCUUUAAAUGUUAAUCUCUUUACACUAUUAUGUUAAAAAUGAAGUGCAGCAUUGUGUAUCUCCCUGUAUCACUUGCCUCCUGAAUGUAGGAAUGUGUGUUUGUAGAGUGUAAGUGUGUGUGUGAGAAUCAUGCUAAUAAAUGUCUUUUUGACAUCC
This is a messenger RNA of Sphaeramia orbicularis (orbiculate cardinalfish), 1554 nucleotides long. Its product is annotated as heme transporter hrg1-A-like. The transcript is spliced from 3 exons. NCBI's taxonomy places the organism in Eukaryota, Metazoa, Chordata, Actinopteri, Kurtiformes, Apogonidae. Gene Ontology annotation, molecular function: heme transmembrane transporter activity; heme binding. Gene Ontology annotation, biological process: heme transport. Bases 1 to 435 code for a protein of 144 amino acids. Gene Ontology annotation, cellular component: lysosomal membrane; plasma membrane. The record is from RefSeq and is a predicted model, not a curated record.